Messenger RNA from Eimeria tenella, 306 nucleotides. RefSeq lists its product as uncharacterized. Lineage: Eukaryota; Apicomplexa; Conoidasida; Eucoccidiorida; Eimeriidae. The transcript has a single exon. Bases 1 to 306 code for a protein of 101 amino acids. The record is from RefSeq and is a predicted model, not a curated record.
AUGUCGAGCGGGACGCCGGUCCAUCAUCGCCAUGCGACUCCGAAGCCCACCGUGGCAGAGCGGCUGCAUGGGCAUAAGGAGGCGCCCCCGCAGGUGAUACCUAUGACCAAUGUUAUGCCAGGGGACAGUCUCUUCGUCACGGGGGACCAAUUCCAGUCCGCUAUGAGUGUGAUAAGAACUGUUAUAGGCGGGACCGGGAAAUCAGGCGCAACGUUUCCCAUACUACCAGAAGACGGCAGCACUAUGCAGGCCUUUUUGCUGCGCAUCGAGCGCCGGUACAUCCAGAUGGGAUUGAAGCCGCGCUAG